AGCCUGACCCAGGGAUGUCCUAUGGCAUAAUGGAGAUUGCCAUCAUUGCAGCUGUGAUCACUGCAGUGGCCUUGGUCCUGGUCUGCCUCCUCUUUCUCAUGCUUCGGUACCUGUACAGGCACAAGGGCACCUACCACACCAAUGAGGCCAAAGGCACAGAGUUUGCUGAAAGUGCUGAUGCAGCCCUGCAAAGUGACCCUGCCCUCCAGGACGCUGGGGACAACAGCAAGAAGGAAUACUUCAUCUGAGGGGUAGCAGACUCCACCUCCCUUCAAGAUGUUUCUGGCUACAGGAGAGAAAGCACACCCACUAUGUACCACCAUUAUCAGCACCAGGAAGCCCUCAAGGGCACCCCAAGACUCUUACUGCAGAACACUGGGUGCCUGCCAGGAAACUGAUCCAGAUGGAAGGAAUCAAGGUGUAGAGCACCUCUUCCAGGGACUCAAUGGCCACCCAGAGGCUGGCAUUGGCUCUACAAGAAAUAGAGAAUAUCUGGAUACACAGGUCUCCCUGCACAAUGCAGGCCUCAUCUCACUAGUACAAAAGUUCUCCUCAUUGUGCAUGGGUGGUUGGGCCUGGAAGUGGGGCUGUAUAGAAGUGUGACAUCUAUAAGCUGACUGGGGAUACUGGCAUCAGAUGGCAGUCCUUGACAUUUGGGGAGAACAGCAGGUGCCAGAGCUAAAAGGCAUCUUCCUUUCCCAUCAAUCCAGCUCAAAAUGAUAACAAAUAAAUCUGAAGUGUAACUGAGCAUUCAUUAUCAAAUGGCACUACUCUAAGUGUCUAGGAAACAGUGAAUGCCACCCAUUGCUGACUUUUCUUAUGUAUAACAUUGUGUCUGUGUGCAUGGGGCAAGAAUUGGCCAGUUCUGGCAAGAAGACAGGAGGAAGAAUGACCUUUCCCCUCACUGGUCCAGCUAUAUAAAACAAAUGGAAGGAUGAAGCACAGUCAUUGGGCCACUGGCUGAAGCACUGAUUUCUUGAUAAAUAGUAUUAGAAAAAGAGACUUGUGCUCAAUAGCCAUGAGUGAACUCCAUCAGCCCCGGGUUUGGGUCUUAGCUCCUUUGUACUGCUCUUAGGACCUUAAGCCAUGCAGUUGACUUCUCUGGCCUUAAUGGUGGCAUUUUUUGACAUUUUUUCAAGUAGAAAUGAUGCUAAUUGUGUGACCCCUGGUUCCUAAUUCCCAGCAUUGUGGGAAGAAACAGAAGUAUCAGAUACUAGGCCAUCACCAUAGUCUAGUGUCGCUAGCACAGUGCCUUUAUGGGCUUGCCUGUGUUGGCUAAUGAGAAUUCAUCAUUACACCACCUCAAAACAUUCUGAGAAGCCACUUAUUUGAAAUGGAUAACAGGGAGAAAAUGAACUAAUUAACCAACCCCUUCAAGGUGAAAUUGCCAGUGGCUCUGCAGUUUACUCUGAGGCCAGCAUUGCUUAGUUUAAAGACUGCCCCCUCCUGUACCUAGGUCCUCUCAGGAGCCCUCUCAGCUGUGCUGUCUCCACCUAGAAUCCAUUAAAAAAAAAAGAGACCCAUAUCAUGUUCCCCUGUAAGCUAAUGAGAAUAUAAGCUCAGUCAAGUAUGGCCACCAGCCAAAGGAGCUGAAGUCCUGGGAAUGCUGUGGGGAAGAGAAGCAGGGAUUUAAUCAGAACAAGAGAACAGUCAAGUGACAGAUGGCCCCAGAUUGGUGAAUGUCUGUGUUCUCAUCUAUGAAGUAAAUGGCUGGCUACAGUUGUCACCCAUUCAUUCAUUUAGAGAGGCCUAGUCUAAAACCCUAGUGGAUGCUUGAAACCAAAGGCAGUAUUAAACCCCUUGUAUUUGGCUUUUCUGCACACACUUAUGUUAAGAUUUAAUUUAUAAAUUAGACACAGUAAGAAAUUAACUGCAGUAACUCACAGUAAAAUGGCAUACUUUUAAGCAUAAGCUGUAAUAAAAGAUUUUUGAAACCAUGAA
This is a messenger RNA of Cricetulus griseus (Chinese hamster), 1941 nucleotides long. The record is from RefSeq and is a predicted model, not a curated record. Lineage: Eukaryota; Metazoa; Chordata; Mammalia; Rodentia; Cricetidae.